This is a messenger RNA of Bipolaris victoriae FI3, 321 nucleotides long. RefSeq lists its product as hypothetical. The annotation marks the transcript as partial. The transcript has a single exon. The record is from RefSeq and is a predicted model, not a curated record. NCBI's taxonomy places the organism in Eukaryota, Fungi, Ascomycota, Dothideomycetes, Pleosporales, Pleosporaceae.
CACCUUCAAUUGGUAGAGCCGAGGCGCGAGGUAGAUCUUAGCCGUGAUUACAAGAUAAGCAAUGAGAUCGUGACGGGUGCAGAUAGCCGGCCGGAGGCGUAUUACUUGCCGAUGCUAAGUACGGAUGGCUGCAUCUCUGAGGGUUGCGACAAGGUGCAUCAUCGAUAUUCUGGAAUGGCAUGUAGUAUAAGAUCCAGUUGCUUGAACGGUCCAAUGACCAGAAUGAUGGGACAGGAUGGUAUACAUAAGGCCACAACGGGCCUUGAACGCCCCCGCAUGUCCCGCCGCUGCGGGCCGCACCAACGCACUAAUUUGUUUUGA